Molecule: messenger RNA, 450 nt
Organism: Suillus fuscotomentosus
Lineage: Eukaryota; Fungi; Basidiomycota; Agaricomycetes; Boletales; Suillaceae
Exons: 4
Coding region: 1-450 (149 amino acids)
Source: RefSeq, a predicted model, not a curated record
AUGCAACAAUCCUUGACUCAGAGCCAAACCUUUAACAUAUCCGGACACAUCAUUAGCUUGAACCUCCGGAUUGAAGCAGUAGGAAACACCAAUCAGAGGGACAAGCCUAAGGGGCUUGGUAUUGUAAGAACGACGGAUGUUGAUAAGAACAUAUCUUCAGCGGAGCAUAACAAGAAUCCUGUUCUUCUGCCGGAGCACAACCGUGAAACAGGCGAGGACUCCGUAGCCAAUCUCAAAGAACGACUACGGCUUGCAGACUUGCGCUGUUCAAAACUGCAAGAGUUGUAUCAAAGCUACAGGCUUCAUUGGCUGGAAGAAAGUUAUCGGGUCCAAAUCUUGGAAGAAUACGCACCAAGUGGGAUCAGUACAUACUCUCCUGGUCAGAUUGCAUGGGAUGCCCCUUCCCCCAUUCAAAAUAAUGAGGACGACAAAAUAGAGGGUCAGGAGUAA